AUGCCACCGCCAUCACUACCAGAUGCGGUCGAUUUGAUGACACAUAAUUACUUGAAAUACCGAAAGCAAUGGAAUUCACUGAAAACAGUUGAAGAACGAGAAAAUAUUACACCAAAUUUAUCACAAGCUGGUAAUCUAGAAAAUCCCGUAUCACCAUCUCGCUUUCAAUCGAUUUCCAAAUGGGUGAAGCCAACAAGAAGCACUAGUUCUGUACUGGAUCCCAAUUUCAAUAAAUUACCCACAAAAAUAUCCCGAAUAGAGGAAGAUUUCUGCAGGAACGCUGAUGCAAAAUUAAUGAUAAAUUUAGCUGAAGAAAUGAUCGAUCAGCAGUUACCAACGACAUCGUUGCAACGAACCAACCCUAUGGAAGGAUUACACCUGCCUCACAGGCAGCAAAUACCUGGUGAAUUAAUAAAUCCGAACCUGUCAGACAUCAGACGCAGUUACAAUCUACAGCGUAUGCAACAACGAUUAAACGCUGCCCUUGCAGUUGGGAAAAAAGUAAAACGAAGUCAAAGAAAAUAA
This is a messenger RNA of Brugia malayi, 525 nucleotides long. RefSeq lists its product as uncharacterized. The transcript has 4 exons. The record is from RefSeq and is a predicted model, not a curated record. Lineage: Eukaryota; Metazoa; Nematoda; Chromadorea; Rhabditida; Onchocercidae. Bases 1 to 525 code for a protein of 174 amino acids.